Aethalodelphis obliquidens (Pacific white-sided dolphin) is the source of this 4473-nucleotide messenger RNA. It is a transcript of the gene ASIC4, whose product is annotated as acid sensing ion channel subunit family member 4. Gene Ontology annotation, molecular function: ligand-gated sodium channel activity. The record is from RefSeq and is a predicted model, not a curated record. Gene Ontology annotation, cellular component: plasma membrane. Gene Ontology annotation, biological process: sodium ion transmembrane transport. Lineage: Eukaryota; Metazoa; Chordata; Mammalia; Artiodactyla; Delphinidae.
CACCCAACUUCAUUCCUUCUAGAGGUUGAAGGCUCCCCGACAUGCCCUCAGGAGAAAAGAGGGCAUGCUUCGGGCUUGUGACGGAGGCCAGUAUGUUGGGGAGAAAGACCCUGUGAUCUCAUUGGAUGGCAGGACAAUUUAGUGACACACACUGAGUCCUGGGCGGCAACCAGUGCUGGGGAGAGCUUGGGGGGCAGUUCCCCGCUUUCCUGGCAGAGCCCCAGACUGAAGUAACCUUAAAAAAGCAAUUAAAUCACCUUUAAAAAAAAAAAAAAAAACCCAGUAAAGAAAAAUCAAUACCAGGAGAAAGGGGAAGAGAGAGGCUGGGGACGAUAAGGAGGUGGGGGAGGAGGUGCUGGAAGGGUCUGGUAGUCUAGCAGGGAGGGGUGAGCGUGGGAGGGGGCUGCCCCUGGGCAGCGGGCAGAGAUGGGGACAGUCUGUCAUCGCUUGGGGGCUCCGGGUGCCAACCCCUUUCCCCUCUGGGAUGCUGCCAGAUGCAGCCCCUGAGACCCCAGGGGUCUCAGCUCCCCAGCUUGGGGGGGACGGCUGGUGGGGAGGCCCAGCCAAGGGGCCGCUGGAGACAAACCCCAACAGGGUGCCCCAAAGGGCCAGGGUUGGUGGGCGGCUGUGUGUGGGUGGGCUCCGUGCUGGGGUGACCAGUGAUGGAUGGGGCCUGACCCGGCCUUGCAACCAAGGUGAGCAGAGUGGUUCCCUGCUCCCCAGGGGAGCCAUCCCUGGGCCCCUUUCCCAGGCUAGGCGCAGGGGCUGCGACCGGCAGGGCAGGCCCGCCGCAGGGGAGAGGUGGCCACUGGGCAGCGGGGGGACCUCGGACUCUAAUCCCCAGCAGCUGCUGUUUCCCUCAGAUCGAUUCCCUUCUCACUUUUUUUUUUCAGCUGCCGGUUCCGCGGCUCGGAUCGAUGGAGCUGCCUCCCCCACCCCUCUGAGCUUCCUCUCCCUGCUGCUCAUUAGUGCCCCGAUUAAUCAGCCCCCCACCUUUCCUCUAGGGGAUGAGUACUUCCUGUCCCAUGAGGGCUCUCGCUCUCACACGGGCACCCACCCCCAGAGCACAAGCUACUCACGGUGACCACCCCCACCCUGGGGGCACCCAGGCAUCACCUCCUCUCCGCCGGCCACCAGGGGCCCCAUCCCCGCCUGUGAUAGCAGCCCGCAUGCCUGCUUCCCCUCCGCCAGGCGGCAGCCACCCCAGGGCUCCCCUGCCCCUCUGACAGGCGCCCCCGUAUCUGUUUCCCUAGGACUGCGUUCCUUCCCAUUCAAGCGCAGCACCUCUCUGCUCCCUCCAGCACCCCCAUGUGGGCUCUUCCUGACCUCCGUUCCACACCCUCUCAGCACAUCACACCUCCUCUGCUCCCUGGCCUGUCCACCCAACACGCGCCCCCACCCCCCGGCCUGGCAAGGGAUUUGGGAAACAUUUGGCGAAGCAAAGCGGCCACAGAUGUGCAAGUCAGCCAGGGUGCCCUCUGUCCCAGACACAUGAGACACUGAGUUUCGGGGGUGGAGGUGAAGUCGGGGAGAGGGCGGCCAGCAUCCCAGAGGGGGCGGCCAGCAUCCCAGAGGGGGCAGGGGUAUGGUGGGUGUUAAGUCGGGAACAAAGCUGCAGGGAAGCCACGAAUCUUGGUGGAACCACCAUUGUCCCCUUGUCUGUCUCGCCUGCCCUUCUCUGCUCUGCCCUCCCCUCCCCUCCCUCAUUCAAACAAGUGGCUCUCCCAAGGAGUUUCUGGAAGCCGCCGUGAGUGGGGUAGUGGAGUCAGGUGGUGGCUGGGUGGCUGCAGUCAGGAGUCAGGGAGGCCAGGAGGUCGGGGAUGGAGUCGGCUGGCCCUUCCUGGGGUGCGGUCCAGAAAAGUGGCAGAAUGAGCGAAGGACUCCGGGUGCAGCCCUCCUCCCCGGGUGGCCUGGGAGUGGGGCCAUGCGGGGACCCCACGAAUGGCUAGGGUGUAGCAAGAGUUUGGGGCUAUCCCGACGAGGUCUCAGGCAGCAGGGACGGGCGAUCCCUGUCCCGGGCUGGGGGCUGCCCCCUCCCCUGGCCUGGCUCCUGCCGCCCGUGCCGCCGGUGAAACGCUGUUGACAUGUCCUGAAUUAUUAAGCACGGGGUGGGCUCCGGAGCACAUGCUGAGCGGAGCGGCUGGGGCUGCGCGGCGUGGCGGAGCAGCGCUCGCUCUCGCUCCCUCGCUCGCUCGCUCGCUCGCAGGGACACACGCAGGGGCUGACAGCUGUGCCGGUGCUGAUAAGGGAAGCCACAAGGAGACGAUCGAGGAGAGAGACAAGCGGCGGCAGAGGCGGCAGCGGCAGCGGCAGCGGCAGCGGCAGCGCCAGGGCUGCGGAGUCGCCGGGAGUGGGAGUGACUCCCCCACCUCAGGCCCCCACCCUGUCCCCGUCCUCUUACCGUUUGCCCUGAGUUUAGAAGAGCAGCCGCUGCCCCCGCAGCCACUCCGGAGGGCACCGGGGGCUGCUGGCCAGGGAGGGAGGGGCAGGUAGGCUCCAACCAGUCCCAGCAGCUGGGCACAGAUGCCGAUCGAGAUUGUGUGCAAAAUCAAAUUUGCAGAGGAGGAUGCGAAACCCAAGGAGAAGGAGGCAGGGGAUGAGCAGAGCCUCCUGGGGGCCGCGCGGGGGGCAUCAGCCCCCCGGGACCUGGCCACCUUUGCCAGCACCAGCACUCUGCACGGGCUGGGCCGGGCCUGUGGCCCAGGCCCCCAUGGACUGCGCAGAACCCUGUGGGCACUGGCCCUACUCACCUCGCUGGCUGCCUUCCUGUACCAGGCGGCCGGCCUCGCCCGGGGCUACCUGACCCGGCCUCACCUGGUGGUAAUGGACCCGGCUGCCCCAGCCCCAGUGGCGGGCUUCCCGGCCGUCACCCUCUGCAACAUCAACCGUUUCCGGCAUUCGGCACUCAGCGACGCCGACAUCUUCCACCUGGCCAACCUGACCGGGCUGCCCCCCAAAGACCGGGACGGGCACCGUGCCGCUGGUCUGCGCUACCCGGAGCCCGACAUGGUAGACAUCCUCAACCGCACUGGCCACCAGCUCGCGGAUAUGCUCAAGAGCUGCAACUUCAGCGGGCACCACUGCUCCGCCAGCAACUUCUCCGUGGUCUAUACUCGCUAUGGGAAGUGUUAUACCUUCAACGCGGAUCCACAGAGCUCACUGGCCAGCCGGGUGGGGGGCAUGGGCAGUGGCCUGGAGAUCAUGCUGGACAUCCAGCAGGAGGAGUACCUGCCCAUCUGGAGAGAGACAAACGAGACGUCGUUUGAGGCAGGCAUCCGAGUGCAAAUCCACAGCCAGGAGGAGCCACCCUACAUCCACCAGCUGGGCUUCGGCGUGUCCCCAGGUUUCCAGACCUUUGUGUCCUGCCAGGAACAGCGGCUGACCUAUCUGCCCCAGCCCUGGGGCAACUGCCGAGCGGAGAGUGCGCUCAGGGAGCCUGAGCUUCAAGGCUACUCAGCCUACAGUGUGUCUGCCUGCCGGCUGCGCUGUGAAAAGGAGGCCGUGCUUCAGCGCUGCCACUGCCGGAUGGUGCACAUGCCAGGCAAUGAGACCAUCUGCCCGCCAAAUAUCUACAUCGAGUGUGCUGACCACACACUGGAUUCCUUGGGUGGGGGCUCCGAAGGCCCAUGUUUCUGCCCUACCCCCUGCAACCUGACCCGCUACGGGAAAGAAAUCUCCAUGGUCAAGAUCCCCAACAGGGGCUCAGCCCGGUACCUGGCAAGAAAAUACAAGCGCAAUGAGACCUACAUACGGGAGAACUUCCUGGUCCUAGAUGUCUUUUUUGAAGCCCUGACAUCCGAGGCCAUGGAGCAGCGAGCAGCCUACGGCCUGUCAGCCCUGCUGGGGGACCUCGGGGGACAGAUGGGCUUAUUCAUCGGAGCCAGUGUGCUCACGCUGCUGGAGAUCCUAGACUACAUCUAUGAGGUGUCCUGGGACCGACUGAGGCGGGCGUGGCGUCGUCCCAAGACCCCCCUCCGGACCGCCACUGGGGGCAUCUCCACUUUGGGGCUUCAGGAGCUGAAGGAGCAGAGUACCUGCCCAAGCCAGGGCCGCGCUGAAGGCGCAGGCACCAGCGGCCUGCUCCCAAACCACCACCCCCCGGGAGGCCUCUUUGAAGACUUCGCUUGCUAGGAUGGUUCUGCGUCCAAAAGGACCCAGGAGUCUGGGACUCCAGCCCAGAUCCCCACCGUAGCCUCCCGCUCUUAGGACCGAAGUCUUGGGGGCAGCCCAAAGCUGAGGGGAAGAGGGCGGUGCUCACUGGGAGGGUGGGGACUCGGUCCCUGCUCUCACCCACCCUAGUGCCAGCUGCUUUGCACAAGGGUCCCUCUUGUCCACACCCUCCACCCCCAGGCUAGUGCCCAGGGAGGGCUGGGGACCAGGCCAUGGGCCCCAGUGGAGGGGAGGAGAAAGGGAGGUGGAAAAAGGGGCCCACCCCAGAGGGGGUGGAACCCUCUGUACAUUUGUAUAUAUUUA